This is a messenger RNA of Suillus fuscotomentosus, 420 nucleotides long. RefSeq lists its product as uncharacterized. The transcript has 5 exons. Bases 1 to 420 code for a protein of 139 amino acids. The record is from RefSeq and is a predicted model, not a curated record. Lineage: Eukaryota; Fungi; Basidiomycota; Agaricomycetes; Boletales; Suillaceae.
AUGACAGUCUACUGGACUUUUCCAAGAAGGAUGCCAAGUAACAAAACGAGUAACAGUCCUCAUUCGUUGGAAGCUAGGAUGAGAACCACGUUCGCGAGUGCUCGGACGGAAUGCGCCCACCUCGUCGAGGAAGUUGAGGUUCACAUCAAUUCGGCACAGACCACCCUGGCCCGUAUAAAAGAGCAGCACGAAGCAGAUCGCGCCGACUUGUCAGUGCGACUUCAGGCCAAUGAACGCAUACACAAUGUAGAUACGAUGAAGGCUAUGGCCCAUGUAUCGGACGUGGAAAUGCGUAAAUCACGAAAGAGGCUGAUGGAGAAGGCAAAGACACGUCUUGAUGAUGCACGAGAAAGGCACAAGCUCGCUAUGGAUGCCUCCGACCUCGUGAAGCAUUACAAAGCACUUGUCCUUGCGCUUUAA